Thelazia callipaeda (thelaziosis nematode) is the source of this 951-nucleotide messenger RNA. NCBI's taxonomy places the organism in Eukaryota, Metazoa, Nematoda, Chromadorea, Rhabditida, Thelaziidae. The record is from the annotation of a GenBank genome assembly.
AUGGAAAUAAAUUCGGUCAAUUAUAAUGAGUGCUUAUGGUCAUAUUACAUUUUGGAAAUGAAACGAUUUACCAAUUGUUGCAUAGACAAAUCUUUUACAGAGUCUUUUGUAAUGAUUGUAUUUUACAUAGGUAUCACAUCAGCAUCUUGGAUGAAAGUGACGAUCUUACGACCAACAACUUUAAAAUUAAUUCAUUUUCACAACGAACCGUUAUGGCCUAAAAAAUUGAAAGAAGUAAUCAGACAAUGUUGCAAAGUUUUCCCGAGUUUCAUCAACGAACAGGAAGAAGCAUCACUUUUGAAUGAAAUCAAUCCACAUAUGAGACGAAUGCGUUACGAGAAAUCACAUUGGGAUGAUGUAAUGCGACAUUUUCAUUUUGUUACUAAAUGGCCCUUUUUGAUUAUGUUAAUGAGUACCCACUAUGCAUUCCCUAUAUACAAAGAUAUUCAGGCUAUUCACCUUUAUCGUGAACGUGAGCAGCUGAAUUGGCGACAGGAAAAUGAAGUUAUUUUAGAUCGAAUACGGAAACAGUCUUUCGAAAAAGAUGCAAAGCAUCAUUCAUUUGUUCACAUUCUUGAUUUGCACGAAGAUGGUUUUAUCAAGCCUCACAUUGAUAGUGUUCGGUACUGUGGUGAUGUCAUUACUGGUGUUUGUUUGCUAUCAGAUGCUGUAAUGCGUCUAAAGCAUAAAAAUCAGACGCAAGAACUCAUUCUCGACUUAUUUCUGCAGCGGCGAUCACUCUAUAGAAUUGGUGAAAUCAGUCGUUACGAAUUUUAUCACGAAAUACUUGGGAAAGCAGAAUCUUACUUUAUGGGUUAUCCAGUCCCACGAAGUCGUCGAAUAUCUAUAAUAUGUCGUGAUUUGCCACGUUGCGUGCAAAAAGAUCAGCUACAAGCCACCGAGGAAAAGCGGCAAUUACUGCUACAAGAUGAAUGUGGUAACGCUUCCUAG